This is a messenger RNA of Drosophila virilis, 2231 nucleotides long. RefSeq lists its product as uncharacterized. Lineage: Eukaryota; Metazoa; Arthropoda; Insecta; Diptera; Drosophilidae. The record is from RefSeq and is a predicted model, not a curated record.
CCUCUGUGUUAUUGUGGUUGGGUGGUUCAGACAAUGCUGCUCUGUUGCCUAUGGGCAGCGUUGCCCCUGGUGGUGCUCGGUCAGACGUACUACAUCAAUUUUGUAUUCAAUAACUAUCGCUAUGGAAGUCAGUUCGAGCAGAAAACGGGAACCGAAUCGACUGAACGACAGAGCAAAGAAGACAGGUCACAUAGUUUAGUCGAGCAGGAAACAUUAGAGAUAAGCUCAAAAGAGAUCUGCCCACAAGAUGAGCCGCCGGAUAGCGAAAAUCGAAGGUUAGAGCAUGUGCAUCCCAACACCGACGAAACGUUUGAAAUUGGAGGAGCCAAGCCAACAGAUUUACACAUCAGUAAAGCCUCAGGUCCGCCGAAAGGCAGCAACAAGGCCACAAGUACUACAACUAUCACCAAGAAGCCAAAAACCACUAGGACUACACGGAAGGGAAGUGCCGCUACGAGGCCAAGUGCCACGGGGAACACGGCAGACCUAAGCACAGGGACAAACACAGCGACAAACACAGAAGCAAAUACGGCGGCAAAUAAGGAAACAAGCACAGAAACAAACACGGCGGCAAACACAGCAACAAACACAGAGACAAACUCGGGGAUUAACACAGCUACAAGCACAGGGGCAAACACAAGGAUUAGCAUAGGGAUAAUUAGAGAGAAAAAUACAGAUAUAAGCAAAGAGAAACCCAUAAGGAUUACGAUAGGGCCAGCCCCAGAGACAAAUACAGAGACAGCCAUCGAGAAAAAUACAGAGACAACCACAGAGAAAAGUAAAGAGAGGGCCACAGAGAAAAAUACCGAGACAGUCACAGAGACAAAUAGAGUGACAGCCCCAGAGAUAAAGAGAGAGACAGCCCCAGAGAUAAAGAGAGAGACAGUUACAGAGUUAAAGAGAGAGACAGUCACAGAGAUAAAGAGAGAGACAGUCACAGAGAUAAAUACAGAGACAGCCACAGCGAAAAAUACAGAGACAGCCGCAGCGACAAAUACAGAGACAGCCACAGCGACAAAUACAGAGACAACCACACCGCAUUGGCUAAAGGCCACGCCGCAUCCUUCCGAAUUUUUCGAUUAUCCGGAAGCCAUCUGUCACGAGGAUAUGCAAUUGCAUGAGGUCUUUGGCGUUACACUGGCCCGCGAUCGUGGUCUGCCCGUUAAGAUUCUAUGCGAGUUCCAGAAUCAUUGGGGCGGUCCUUGGCUAUUGAUGAACCGCAUGGAGCUGCCCGCUCGUCUGCACAUGAGGCACUGGUUCUUUGGCUAUCUAACCGAAGACUACAAGGACAUAAACAUCAACUUCCUAGCACUGGCGCAUAUCAUAAAUACCAUGCGGCUGGCCAUGCUCAUCAUUGGCCAGGAUAACAAUAAUGAGCUGGUCUACAAUCUAUACGAUAAUGUUGUCAUCUCCGGCUUUAAUGAUCUCUUCAUGCUACGCAAGGCGCACCUUGUCGAGGCGAACACAACGGACCUGCUCUUCGUCUCGGUGGGUGAGGUGAUUGAGUCGGAUGCGGGCAGGAAUCGUUCGUGUCCCUUUCGGGUGCUGGGCGCCUGGUGGGGUCCCAAAUGGGAUAGCUCAAAGCGAACUUUUUGCGUUUUUCCUGUUGAGCGUGACAUCAAUCGGCCCGGUUAUAUGGCCAUAUUUAUCAAGCCAAAUCCGUUCGAGGUUAAUAAUACGGCUUUUUACGAAGACGAAAUUACCACCCGCCGUCCGUGGGCCUCUACAAUUGAUCUCGAGCUACUGGCUCGACUAGAAAAUGAUCGCAAAAAGUACAAUGACGUUAAGGAGCAGGAGUUUCAUCUCAAUAAGAGAAAAGUCAAAGAGGAGAUGCAUCGCCGUGUGAAUUUUUUCAAUCAGGGCGAUUAUCAACCCAAAAAAGAUUUGAAUUUCAAAACCCUGACGACCAUAGAUCAGUCGAUGACCAAAACGUAGCUGAGAUCAUAAGCAAACCUAGCUUUAAGUAGGAAAAUCUAGAAAAAGACUUAAGACUUAAGACUUAGACGAAAUUUAUACAAAUUCGAAGACUCAAUAGUUUAAAUAACAACUUUUAUAAACUACAAUUAAAAGAUAACAUAAGUUUAGUUUAAAUUGGCGUUUAAAUGAUCAAAUAACAAGACAAAAUAUUUUAAGAUAAGGAGGUAAGUGUGUUAACUAGUUCUUUUUUAAAACUUAUAGACCGCUCUUUUAUUUACUGAAAAUAUCGUUCUUUGCUUACUUUCGAUCGCUGG